AUGGAUCUAAGGUCGAGCCCUCUUCAGUUCCAACACUUCUACGUCUCUUUCCCGCACGAGCGGAUUCUCCAAGUCACACUAAACCGCCCAGAAAAGCUUAACUGCAUCAACAAGACGACAAGCGAUGAGAUAAAGGAAAUCUGGGAGCUUUUCGACCACGACGAAAGCUUAUGGGUCGGCAUCAUCACCGGCGUAGGCAGGGCCUUCUGCACUGGGGCCGAUCUCCACGAGUGGAACGACAUGAACAAAGCCGGCGUGGUCAACGACAUGGCGGCGCCCGGUCUGGCCGGGCUGCCCCGCCGCAGCGGCAAGAAGCCCAUCAUCGCCGCCGUCAACGGCAUCACCAUGGGCGGCGGCUUCGAGAUGGUGGCGAACUGCGACCUCGUGGUAGCGGUGGCGUCGGCCGUGUUUUCGCUGCCCGAGGCGAAGCGAGGCAUCGUUCCAGUAGCGGGCUGCCUGCCGCGGCUCACGCGGACGCUGGGCCUGCAGCGCACGUCGGAGCUGGUGCUGACGGGCAGGAAAGUCGACGCCAGGACGCUGCACCGGUGGGGGCUGGUGAACCGGUUGGUGGAUGAUGGUGGAGACGUGCUUGAGGCGGCGCUGCAGCUGGCGCGGGACAUGUGCGCGAAUAGUCCGGAUGCGCUGAUUGUGGGACGCCUGGGGAUUCGGUUAAGUUGGGAGGCUGGCGGUGUGGAAGAUGCUGUGUCGGUUCUGGAAGGUCAGUGGUACCCGAGGCUGGUCGAGGGUGCCAAUUUCGCCGAGGGCAUCAAGGCCUUUGUGGAGAAGCGGCCGCCGCAAUGGAUCAAUUCGAAGUUGUAG
Molecule: messenger RNA, 819 nt
Organism: Lasiodiplodia theobromae
Lineage: Eukaryota; Fungi; Ascomycota; Dothideomycetes; Botryosphaeriales; Botryosphaeriaceae
Product: Enoyl-hydratase isomerase family protein
Exons: 2
Coding region: 1-819 (272 amino acids)
Biological process (GO): fatty acid beta-oxidation
Cellular component (GO): mitochondrion
Molecular function (GO): enoyl-CoA hydratase activity
Source: RefSeq, a predicted model, not a curated record